Molecule: messenger RNA, 1814 nt
Organism: Condylura cristata (star-nosed mole)
Lineage: Eukaryota; Metazoa; Chordata; Mammalia; Eulipotyphla; Talpidae
Gene: NAGS
Product: N-acetylglutamate synthase
Exons: 7
Coding region: 37-1641 (534 amino acids)
Biological process (GO): glutamate metabolic process; L-arginine biosynthetic process
Cellular component (GO): mitochondrial matrix
Molecular function (GO): L-glutamate N-acetyltransferase activity, acting on acetyl-CoA as donor; arginine binding
Source: RefSeq, a predicted model, not a curated record
GUUGGGGGGGAGGGCCCCCCAACCGAUGUGGUUGUCAUGGCGACAGCGUGGCUGGCCAGGGCCCUGCGUGCCGCCGCUGCGGGUAGACGGCUACGUGGCCCCUGGGGCGCUGGGGACUCUCGGAAGCUGAGCUGCAGCGCGAGGCGACGGGCGGCGAGCGGCACUAGCCCCGGGCGUCGGCUCAGCACCGCCUGGGCGCGGGCUCAGCCCGCAGGAGAGGAGACCGAGGGUGCGGAGCAGAACACCAGCUCUCCAGCCACAGAGGAGUCAUCGUGGACGUCGUCCCCCGCGCCGACGGCGCCCUCGGAAUCCCCGGGACCUCCGGCCGGCCAAUCGCUGGUGCAGAGGGACAUCCAGGCCUUCCUGAACCAGUGCGGGGCGAGCCCGGGGGAGGCGCGCCACUGGCUCACGCAGUUCCAAACCUGCCACCACUCCUCCAACAAACCCUUCGCUGUCAUGGAGGUGGAUGAGGAGGUGCUCAAGUGCCAGCAGGCUGUUUCCAGCCUGGCCUUCGCGCUGGCCUUCCUGCAGCGAAUGGACAUGAAGCCGCUGGUCGUCCUGGGGCUCCCUGCUCCCACAGCGCCCUCGGGCUGUCUUUCUUUCUGGGAGGCGAAGACACAGCUCGCUCAGAGCUGCAAAGCGCUGGUAGAUGCAUUGCGACAUAAUUCGGCCACAGCGGUGCCCUUUUUCGGCGGUGGGUCAGUGCUGGGUGCUGCGGAGCCGGCCCCGCAUGCCAGCUACGGCGGCAUCGUCUCGGUGGAGACGGACCUGCUUCAGUGGUGCCUGCAGUCGGGCAGCAUCCCCAUCCUGUGCCCCAUUGGGGAGACCACAGCGCGCCGCUCCGUGCUCCUCGACUCGCUGGAGGUGACAGCAUCGCUGGCCAAGGCCCUGCAGCCCACCAAAAUCAUUUUCCUCAACACCACAGGCGGUCUACGCAACAGCAGUCACACGGUCCUGAGUAAAGUGAACCUGCCGGGCGACCUGGACCUGGUGACCAACGCCAAGUGGAUGAGCAACAAAGAACGGCAGCAGAUGCGGCUCAUCGUGGACGUGCUCAGCCGCCUGCCCCACCACUCCUCCGCGGUCAUCACCGCCGCCAGCACGCUGCUCACCGAGCUAUUCAGCAACAAGGGGUCGGGGACCCUGUUCAAGAACGCUGAGCGGAUGCUGAGGGUGCGCAGCCUGGACAGCCUGGACCAGCGCCGCCUGGUGAACCUGAUCAACACCAGCUUCGGCAAGAAGCUGCGGGACGACUACCUGGCCUCGCUGCGCCCGCGGCUGCACUCUGUCUACGUCUCUGAGGGGUACAACGCAGCCGCCAUUCUGACCAUGGAACCUGUACUGGGGGGCACCCCGUACCUGGACAAGUUUGUGGUGAGCUGCAGCCGCCAGGGCCAAGGCUCCGGGCAGAUGCUGUGGGAGUGCCUGAGACGGGACCUGCAGACGCUUUUCUGGCGCUCGAGGGUCACCAACCCCAUCAAUCCCUGGUACUUCAAGCACAGUGACGGCAGCUUCUCCAACAAACAGUGGAUCUUCUUCUGGUUUGGUUUAAGCGACAUCCGGGACUCCUAUGAGCUGGUCAACCAUGCCAAGGGGCUGCCGGACUCCUUCUGCAAGCCAGCUUCUGACCCAGGCAGCUGACCCUCACCACCAGUCCUGCCAGCCCUGAGACAGCCAGGGUGGACCAAAAGCCAGGUCUACUGGAGGUGACCCCCACAGUCACAGGCUUGCUGGCAGAGCGAUGUGCAAAGGGAAAAGCGGACCCUAAACUCUGACAGGGGCAGGCACCCAUGUGGGGAAAGAAACAGGAAGGA